Molecule: messenger RNA, 5001 nt
Organism: Alternaria atra
Lineage: Eukaryota; Fungi; Ascomycota; Dothideomycetes; Pleosporales; Pleosporaceae
Exons: 4
Coding region: 1-5001 (1666 amino acids)
Biological process (GO): DNA-templated transcription; DNA repair; chromatin remodeling
Cellular component (GO): Ino80 complex; nucleus
Molecular function (GO): ATP binding; ATP hydrolysis activity; ATP-dependent chromatin remodeler activity
Source: RefSeq, a predicted model, not a curated record
AUGUUUCGCGAUCCGGUCCUGCGGCGGUCCGUCGAUGAUGGGGACGAGCAUUCGCGAGGAGAAAGAAAGCCGCCAGGGCACCAAGGGGAACCUACGCCAGCAGCUUACCACAGAUCGCCGACACAAGCAGGCCAACCAUACCAACACCAUUCGCCAAACACACCAGCGCCCUUGCCUCUCCACCAAAACCUGCACCAUCCUCAUCAACACCCUCACCCUCCACAACACUCUCCCAACACCACCGAGCUGCCGCCCAUCAGCACGGCCCUCUAUUCUCGCGACACGUCCCGAUACUACGACCCGACUUCUGACAAUGGAGAGCGAGGUGUAGCCAGGGACCCGGCGCGUUACGAUACCACUACUCAAUACCCUGCACAGACUCGAUCGGCACAAUCCCCCUACGAGAAGGUCUAUCAGUCGCCCGUCACGACAUCCUACGCGCAUCACUCGCCGCUGCAGCGACCCCAUUCGCAACACCAGCACGUCGGCGGCAUGGAGGCCAUGUCUCACUCUCCCGUGUCGCCCUCGGUCUAUCAGUCGAUGAACCGAGGCGCUGUACAGCCGCCGCCAGACUACGCCAGGAGGCCGUCCUUCAAGGAAGAGGCACCGCCACCAACGCAAACGCGUGCUGACCCCAUGUCGCUCUCGAGUAUAAUGUCCUCUGGCGCUGACAACGAACCUCCUCCCAAGCCACAACCACUCCCCCCUGUCGCUGCCGACCCGUAUCAGACUUCAAAACCUGUACAUGCUUCUCACUUCGUCAAGCAAGAAGCAAUGGCGUCUCCCGCGCCUGUUGACCUACCUCACCAAGAGAAUGGUUAUGCCCCACAAGGAUUCGACGCUAUGCCGCCGGUCGGUAGCUUACAACCUCCACUGCAGUCUGCAACUCGCGAGUUACCUGCGCCAGACGAAGCCGAGAUUGAGGCUGCCCUAGCACAUAUCGAGACCAAGCAAAUGAGUGACAUUGACGAAUCGGCCGCCCCACGCGAUCUCGAGGAUUAUAAGCAAAGGAGCCAAAAGCGUGUUCUAGAAGUCGGAGUCGUGGAGGCCAACAAGCGCAAGAAGCGACGAACUGCUUUCUUAACACGUUACCAGGACGUGUCUGCUGCCCACCGCGACUAUGCCAAGCACUCUUACAACGUCGAGCACGAAGGCGACGCAUGGCAGCAGGUUCAGAGCCAAGAGAUUGCUGAAGAGAAAGAGCGCAAAAAGGAUAUGCAGCGCAAGCGAAGGCGAGAAAAGACCAUACAGAAUGAGGAGGCUAAGCGCGCUGAAGCCCUCGCAAAGGCAGGCCAGGCUGAGAACGAGGAGGAGAAGGAACGACACCUGCUCGCUGCACAGAAGGCCGAGCGCAAGGCCAAGACAACCACUCAGCUUCUGCAAGGUAAUGCCCCUAGCAAGGACAUCCGUGAGGUCACUCCACAUGGACCGAAUAUGGAGGGAGGCACUAUGAGUUCCUUCCAGGCUUCUGAUGACCUCGCGGGUGGAAAGCGCAAGGGCAACCGCGGCACCGGGCGUCUUAAGAAGAGCAAAGAGCAAAAGCAGGCUGAGAAGGAUGCUGCCGCAGCGGGUCAAGCCGCUAUAGACCGUGGAGACGAUCUUCCCAUGAUCGCACCGCGCGAAGAGGCGCGCCUUGAUUCCCUACGCGGCCGCAGCUACACAGAAGAUUUGGGUCCCGUCGUUCUGACUUCAUACGACUCGUCUGUAUACCGCAACCUUUACCACCAGAUUGUCAAAGACCUGGCCCGCAAGGAUGUUCCCAAGGUUGUCCGCAUCAAGGAGAACUCGCUGUCGACGAAGCAGUCGAACCUCCGGAAGACCGCUCAACUGGCUGCUAAGGAGGCCCGCCGAUGGCAGAUGCGCACCAACAAGAACCAGAAGGAUACGCAAGCUAGGGCCAAGCGAGGCAUGCGCGAGAUGCUUGCUUUCUGGAAGAGGAACGAACGUGAUGAGCGUGAAUCACGAAAGAACGCCGAGCGUCAAGAGUUGGAGAACGCGAAGAAGGCUGAGGCUGAUCGUGAAGCAAACCGACAGAAGCGGAAGUUGAACUUCCUCAUCUCACAAACUGAGCUCUACUCUCAUUUCAUCGGCAAGAAAGCCAGGACCGAUGAGAUUGAGCGUUCCACCGAUGACGCCGACGCUGCUGCAGCUGAUCCGCAGGCUUCAGCCAAACCUAGUAUUGAUGUUGGCGAAAUGUCAGCAGAAGGAGGCGCCAAGGUCACCAACUUUGAGGAUCUCGACUUCGACAACGAGGAUGAGAGCGCACUCAAUGCGGCCGCCAUGGCGAACGCCCAACAUGCUAUCCAACAAGCGCAAGACCGUGCCCGCGCCUUCAACAAGUCUGGCGACGAUGAAGAGGAUGGCGAGAUGAACUUCCAAAACCCCUCUGGUCUGCAGAACAAGGAAGACUGGAUCCCGCAACCAGGCCUUCUAAACUGUACGCUCAAGGAGUACCAAUUGAAGGGUCUCAACUGGCUGGUCAACUUGUACGAGCAGGGUAUCAACGGUAUUCUUGCUGAUGAAAUGGGUCUGGGAAAGACAGUCCAAUCGAUAUCGGUUAUGGCCUACCUCGCUGAGAGGUACAACAUCUGGGGACCCUUCCUUGUCAUCGCCCCCGCAUCGACACUACACAACUGGCAACAGGAAAUCACGAGGUUCGUCCCGGAUCUGAACGUCAUUCCGUACUGGGGUACCGCCAAGGACCGAAAGAUCCUCCGUAAACUCUGGGACAGGAAGCACGUUACAUACACCCGCGACUCGCCCUUCCACGUUGUUGUCUCGUCAUACCAAUUGGUUGUUCAGGAUGCACAAUACUUCCAGAAGAUGCGUUGGCAGUACAUGAUUCUUGACGAGGCUCAAGCCAUCAAAUCGUCUCAGAGUUCCCGAUGGAAGAGUUUGCUCGGCUUCCAUUCUCGUAAUCGGUUGCUACUGACGGGUACACCUAUUCAGAACAACAUGCAGGAACUUUGGGCUCUUCUCCAUUUCAUCAUGCCUAGCUUGUUCGACUCUCACGACGAGUUUAGUGAGUGGUUCUCCAAGGAUAUUGAGAGCCACGCACAGAGUAAUACCAAGCUCAAUGAGGAUCAACUGCGGCGACUACACAUGAUCUUGAAACCAUUCAUGUUGCGUCGUGUCAAGAAGCAUGUUCAAAAGGAGCUUGGAGACAAGAUCGAGCUGGACGUCUAUUGCGACUUGACAUAUCGACAGCGUGCUUACUACGCCAACCUUCGAGCGAAGAUCAACAUUAUGGAUUUGGUCGAGAAGGCAGUUGGAGACGAGCAGGAUAGUGCAACUCUUAUGAACUUGGUCAUGCAGUUCAGGAAGGUGUGCAAUCACCCUGAUUUAUUUGAGCGAGCCGAUACCUGGUCACCAUUCUCUUUCGCCUCCUUCGCCGAGACCGCAUCUUUCCUACGGGAAGGCCAGAAUGUCAGGGUCGGAUACUCAACACGAAACUUGAUUGAGUAUCCUUUGCCACGAUUUGUGGGCCGUGAGGGUGGUCGAUUGGAGCUUGCUGGACCGGAUAACCAAAAGGCUGGUUUCAAAGGACGCUACCUUGAUAACCUGAUGAACGUAUGGAGCCCAGACAAUAUCGCCCAAUCUGCCAGAGAAGCUGGAGCAUUUUCCUGGCUCCGCUUUUCCGACUUGUCGGCUACUGAAGCCUCAAGGGUCGCCAAGAGUGGUCUCUUCCAACGAGCUCUCGCUGCCGAGCAAAAGCCAAACAAGGUCGGCCGCUUCAACGUAUUCUACGACAACGACAACGGCGAAUGGGAACCAAAGCAUUCGAUGUUCAACAUUGUCGAUCGCCAGGAUCGUGCACCUUUGGCUGAAAUCACUGCCGAGGGACACAUGCAUGGCCUCUUCAAUGUUGCCCGAGCAGCCUUCGAAAAGACAGGCUUAAAUGUCAUCGAGCCCUGUGCCAAGCCCAAGGCAUCUGCGCCUCCAGUUGAGCUGUACUGCGCUAGUCAAGGUGUCAUUGCAGAGACACGAAACCUUUUCUUCAAUGCUCCUAUCCGUUCCGCGCUCUACGGUGUCUCGGAAGCGACCGAGCAUGCUCUGCUGGAAACCAAGAAGGAGAGCACUGCUUUAACUGUCAGCAACAGACUUCCACCACCCACAAAUGAGCGGACACGAUUCACUCACAUUGAAGCACCGUCAAUGUCACGCUUCGUUACCGACUCUGGCAAGUUGGCUCAGCUUGAUGCGCUAUUGAAAGAGUUGAAGGCAAAUGAUCAUCGUGUGUUGCUAUACUUCCAGAUGACUAGGAUGAUGGAUUUGAUGGAGGAGUACCUGACUUACAGGAAUUACAAGUACUGCCGUCUUGAUGGAUCCACCAAGCUGGAGGACCGUCGUGAUACAGUUGCUGAUUUCCAGAGCGAUCGGUCUAUUUUCGUCUUCCUCCUAUCGACUCGCGCUGGUGGUCUCGGUAUUAACCUGACAUCGGCCGACACGGUCAUCUUCUACGACUCGGAUUGGAAUCCUACUAUCGAUUCGCAAGCUAUGGACCGUGCUCAUCGUCUCGGACAAACACGACAAGUCACAGUCUACAGGCUCAUCACACGCGGUACUAUCGAAGAACGUAUCCGCAAGCGUGCCCUUCAGAAGGAAGAAGUGCAGCGCGUCGUUAUCUCCGGAGGCGGCGGCGCUGGAGUCGACUUCAACACCCGCUCCAGGGAAAACAGGACCAAGGACAUGGCAAUGUGGCUCGUCGACGAUGACCAGGCUGCCGAGAUUGAGAAGAAGGAGGCGGAGUUGGCCGAGCAAGAGAAGAAUGCGCCACCAGGCAAGAAGCGCAGCAAGAAGAAGCAACGGGCUGAGGCUAACCUCGACGACAUGUACCAUGAGGGCGAAGGACACUUUGACGAGAGUGCAAAGGCGAGUGGUGCUGCUACACCCAUCCCGCCCACCGAAGCCCCUGCAGGCGGCAAGCGCAAGAAGGGUGGGCUAAGCAAAAAGGCGAAGACAGCUAAGCAGCGUCUUGCUGUGGCUGAUGGAGAGGUAUAA